AUGGCUUCAGUAUUCUGGGACUCGAAAGGUGUGAUUAUGAUUGAUUAUCUUGAAAGGGGUCAGACUAUAAACUCUGAUUACUACUGCACCUUACUACGUCGUUUACGAGAGGAAAUAAAAGAAAAACGUCGAGGAAUGCUCAGAAGAAAAGUCCUGUUUCAUCAAGAUAACGCCCGUGUUCACACGUCAGUACAGUCAAUGGCUGAAAUUCACAACUGUGGCUUUGAACUGUUACCGCAUCCGCCGUAUUCACCUGAUCUGGCACCAUCAGACUUCUUUCUGUUCCCUAACCUAAAAAAGCACUUGGGAGGUCAAAGAUUUUCGACAAACGACGAGGUCAAAGCAGCUGUAGACGCAUAUUUUGACUCUAAGGAAGAAUCAUUUUUUUUCAACGGUCUAAAUGCUUGGAAGGGGGAGGUGGCAAAAGUGUAUUGA
Parnassius apollo (apollo) is the source of this 435-nucleotide messenger RNA. NCBI's taxonomy places the organism in Eukaryota, Metazoa, Arthropoda, Insecta, Lepidoptera, Papilionidae. The record is from the annotation of a GenBank genome assembly.